This is a messenger RNA of Nipponia nippon (crested ibis), 2650 nucleotides long. Lineage: Eukaryota; Metazoa; Chordata; Aves; Pelecaniformes; Threskiornithidae. The record is from RefSeq and is a predicted model, not a curated record.
UCCUGCCUUUGCAUCAUCAGACUUUUUGGUAACACAUGUCAGAAACGUCAAGAAGCGAAGUGCUGAUAAUGACUUGGUUGUCAAUGGGAUAGAAAUCUAUAGCAUGAAAAUUGAUAGUAAAGUAACUUCCCGAUUUGCCCACAACGUCAUCACCAGUCAAGCUGUCAAUCGUGGAAACGUGCACAAAGAAGUCUUCUUUGAUGUUGAACUCCCUAAGACAGCCUUCAUUACCAACUUCAGCAUGACAAUUGAUGGUGUCACUUACCCUGGAAUUAUAAAGGAAAAAGAACUUGCAAAAAAGCAAUAUGAGAAGGCUGUUUCAAAGGGACAGACUGCUGGUCUUGUCAAAGCUUCAGGAAGAAAAACAGAAAAAUUCACUGUCUCAGUCAACGUUGAAGCAGCCAGUAAAGUCACUUUUGAACUCACAUAUGAGGAACUGCUGAAGCGACAGUUUGGAAAAUAUGAGAUGUUCAUCAAAGUAAAACCAAAGCAGCUUGUCAAAGAUUUUGAGAUUGAAGUAAAUAUCUUUGAGCCCCAGGGUAUCACUGAGCUGGAAGCAGAAGGAACAUUCAUCACCAAUGAUCUACAAAAUAUCAUUAAAAAAACUUUUUCAGAGAAAAAGGGGCAUAUCUCUUUCAAGCCAACUCUUGAUCAGCAGCGAACCUGUGAAAAUUGCUCGCAGUCGGUCUUGGACGGGGAUUUUACUGUAAGAUAUGAUGUGAAGAGAACAACUCCAGAUAAUUUGCAGAUUGUCAAUGGCUACUUUGUACACUUCUUUGCACCAACAAAUCUUCCAAAGUUGCCCAAGAAUGUUAUUUUUGUAAUAGAUAUUAGUGGCUCAAUGUCUGGAAGAGAAAUAGAACAGACAAGAGAGGCACUUCUAAAAAUCUUAGAUGACAUUAAAGAAGAUGACUUCUUCAAUUUCAUACUCUUUGGUAGUGCAGUACACACCUGGAAAGAAACAUUAAUCCAGGCCACUCCUGAGAAUCUGGAUGAAGCAAGGAAGUUUGUUCGGGGCAUUGACACUGAAGGCAUGACAAAUUUACAUGGUGGUAUAAUGAGGGGAAUUGAUAUGCUGAAUGCUGCUCAUGAAGGAAACCUUGUGCCCAAGAGAAGCGCUUCUAUAAUUAUCAUGUUAACAGAUGGCCAGCCAAAUGUAGGCAUAUCAAAUACUCAGGACAUUCAGGCGCAUGUAAAAAAAGCCAUUGAAGGAAGAUAUCCCUUGUACAAUCUCGGUUUUGGCUAUGGUGUUGACUACAGCUUCUUGGAGAAGAUGGCACUGGAGAACAAAGGAUUGGCCCGUCGGAUUUAUCCUGACUCUGAUGCAGCUUUACAGCUUCAGGGGUUUUAUGAUGAGGUGUCGAAUCCCAUGCUCACAGAUGUGGAGUUAAACUACCCAGAAAAUGAAAUAUCAGACCUAACUAAAAACAUUUUUAAGCAUUUCUAUGAUGGGUCUGAGAUUGUGGUGGCUGGGCGCUUUAUAGACAACAACCAAAACAGUUUGACUGUAGAUGUGAGAGCUGAAGGCGCUAAUGACGCCCUGUCAUAUACUACACAACAAGACACUGAGCAAACUGCUAAAGCUUUUCAAGAACAAGAAUACAUAUUUGGAGAUUACAUUGAAAGGCUCUGGGCUUAUCUCACCAUUGAACAACUCCUGGAAAAACGUAUUGCAGCUACGGGAGAAGAAAAGGAGAAUCUUACAGCCGAAGCCCUGGCUCUCUCACUAAAAUACAAGUUUGUAACGCCACUGACAUCCAUGGUGGUAACAAAGCCAGAAGACUCUAACAAUCAAGAUGGGAUUGCCGAUAAACCCGUUGAAGAUGCAUCAGCAGUUCCAUUGCCACAACGUUGAACGUUCAUGUGGAACUUUGAACCUGCAUCGCUAUACAAAUACCAGUGAUUUGCCUUUACAGUUGAUGGAGAUCCACACUUCAUUAUAUCAGUGCCACAAAAAGAAGACGCCAUUUGUUUCAAUAUCAAUGAAAACCCGGGUGCUGUGUUAAAUUUAAUAAAUGACCCAGUUACAGGCAUCACAGUCAAUGGAGAACUCAUUGGUGAUAAGAGAGCAAAUACUGAUGGAAAGGUCCAAAACACAUAUUUUGGAAAACUUGGCAUUGCAAAUAAGCACCUGGAUUUAAAACUGACAGUAACUCCUGAGAAGAUCACAAUUCAGAAUGGCAAUGAAAAAACGGGUUUCACCUGGCUUGACUCAGUCACCUUGCAACAGGAAGGUUUAACUUUGAUAAUUAACAGAAAAAAAAAUCUGGUGCUCUCAAUGGGCAGCGGUGCCUCAUUUGUUAUUGUUUUGCACGAAGUAUGGAAGAAACAUCCUCUCCACCAAGAUUUCCUAGGACUGUAUACGUUGGAAAGUGAUAAACUGUCUGAACAGACCCAUGGAUUAUUAGGACAGUUUUUCCACCCCAUUGACUUCACCAUACUUGAGGUUCAUCCUGGGUCUGAUCCCAAGAAACCAGAUGCCACAAUGAUCGUUAAAAACAAUGAACUGACAGUAACAAGGGGCUGGCAGAAGGAUUACAGAAGAGGUCCUAAGCAGGGCGUUGAUAUUCCUUGCUGGUUUGUUCAUAACAACGGCGCUGGGCUGAUAGAUGGUGUUCAUACGGACUAUAUUGUUCCCAGUCUGUUUUAA